GUGUUGGCACAACCUGGAGAAGAAAUGAGCCCCGCAGAUGCAUCUAACAGCACGGCAGAAUGGGAGCCUGAUGAAGUCGGUUUGUUGAAUCUGCCCAAUGGAAGCAUGGAUUUAAACCAACAUGGUUUCCACUCAGACAUUACCAAGCACCUUGCAGUGCAGAUCACCCUCAUCACAGCGUAUUCUCUCAUCAUCCUGCUGGGACUUCUCGGGAAUGCUCUUGUUAUUUACAUGAUCAUCCGCUACAGAAACAUGCGAACUGUUACCAAUUUCUUCAUUGCCAACUUGGCACUCGCAGAUUUGCUGGUGGACACUUUGUGCCUGCCCUUCACGCUGGUCUACACCCUGCUAGAUGAGUGGAAGUUCGGUGCGCUGCUGUGCCAUAUGGUGCCCUUCGCCCAGGCUCUGAGCGUGCAUGUAUCCAUCCUGACUCUGACGGUCAUUGCUCUGGAGCGGUACCGUUGCAUCGUCUUCUACUUGGGCCAGCGCCUCACGUGGCAGUCCAGCUUUCUCAUCAUGGCUUUCACUUGGACCAUCUCAGCGAUCCUGGCGGCACCCCUGGCUAUCUUCAGAGAGUACCGCUAUGAAGAGAUCCCCUCCGUUAAUCUACACUUUGCCGUGUGUUUCGAGAAGUGGCCGCACGGGACCGGCAGGGAUGGCGUCAUCUACAGCCUUUCCAUGCUGCUUCUACAGUACAUUAUCCCUCUAGCAGUCAUCAGUUAUGCUUAUAUUUGCAUCUGGGUCAAGUUGAAGAAUCACAUCAGCCCAUCUACUCGCAAUGAUAGCAUCAUGCGUCGCAAAAAGACCACUAAGAUGUUGGCUCUGGUGGUGGUAGUGUUUGCCAUCUGCUGGUUGCCCUUCCAUGUAUUUCAGCUGGCCAGCGAUCUGGACCUGGUUCUCAUGUUCGAGGAGUAUAAAUUGAUUUACACAGUGUUCCAUAUUGUCGCUAUGUGUUCCACUUUUGCUAACCCGCUCCUCUACGGUUGGAUGAAUAAGAACUAUAGAAAUGGAUUCUUAAUGGUUUUCCGCUGUGAGGAUAAGCCAGAUUCUUUCCAUCCCGAGGGGUCCUUUAGAACUCGCUCUAUGAGGCGACAAACGCUCAACGGUCGUAAUGGUGGACACCCGCCGACUGCUGUAUGA
This is a messenger RNA of Nerophis lumbriciformis (worm pipefish), 1140 nucleotides long. The record is from RefSeq and is a predicted model, not a curated record. NCBI's taxonomy places the organism in Eukaryota, Metazoa, Chordata, Actinopteri, Syngnathiformes, Syngnathidae.